This is a messenger RNA of Nicotiana attenuata, 1365 nucleotides long. RefSeq lists its product as uncharacterized. The coding region runs from base 1 to 1365 and encodes 454 amino acids. The transcript has 3 exons. The record is from RefSeq and is a predicted model, not a curated record. NCBI's taxonomy places the organism in Eukaryota, Viridiplantae, Streptophyta, Magnoliopsida, Solanales, Solanaceae.
AUGGAUAAUGGUGAUAAAAGUUGGAUGAAUCUCCUGAGAUGGACAGAUGAGUAUAUCCGUGGAGUGAAUGAUUUUCUUGAUAAGGCGUUUGAACGAGCCGCCCAAGGAAAUGAAAUAUUAUGCCCUUGCAAAAAGUGCAUGAAUCGCUAUUGGUAUUAUAGAAAUGUGGUGGAGGAUCAUUUGGUUGUUCAUGGAUUUGUUGAUGGUUAUACCAAAUGGGUUUUCCACGGGGAAGGAUUUUCCUCGAGAAAUACACAUCAUCCAAGCAAUGAUGAUGAAAGUUCUACCAUGCGUGACGAUAUUGAUGGACUACUUCAUGAUACAUUUAGAAAUAUAGAGGGUCAGGCAGGGGAUGAAGAAGGAGUUGGGGAAAGACUAUCUGAAGAUGCAAAGAAGUUUUUCAAAUUGCUGGAGGAAGGAAAACAAGAGUUAUAUCCGGGGUUGAGUAAUGUGGCUUUCUCUGAUUUGUUAGAGUUGAUAAAAGAGGCAUUUCCCUUUGCUCAGAGUGCUGGUCCUUUGACUAAAGCAAGCUCUAAAAUCCCUGCAAAGGUUUUAAGGUACUUUCCUUUAAAGCCUAGGCUUCAGAGGAUAUUCAUGUGUCCUGAAACGGCUGCUGCAAUGAGAUGGCAUGCUAAUGAACGACCCAAUGAUGGGAAUAUAAGACAUCCUGCUGAUGGGGAAGCUUGGAAGGCUUUUGAUUCUUUGCACCUAGACUUCUCUAGAGAUGCUAGGAAUGUUAGAUUGGGUCUUUCAAGUGAUGGUUUCAACCCGUUUCGGACAAUGAGCAUUUCUCAUAGCACGUGGCCUGUUAUGUUAAUGAACUAUAAUCUAUCACCGUGGAUUUGCAUGAAGUCGGAGUAUAUAAUGUUGUCUAUGAUCAUUCCAGGUCCAUCAUCUCCAGGAAAUGAUAUAGAUGUGUACCUACGACCAUUAAUUGAAGAAUUGAAGGAACUAUGGGAAACUGGGAUAGACACAUUUGAUGCUGAAACCAACCAAACUUUCCGAAUGCGUGCUGCCUUAAUGUGGACAGUUAGUGACUUUCCAGCAUUAGCAAUGCUUUCAGGAUGGAGCACUAAGGGGAGAUUGGCAUGCCCCACUUGCAAUUAUGACACAUGUUCUCAAUAUCUCAAAAAUAGUCAUAAGAUGUGUUACUUGGGCCAUCGAAGAUUUUUGCCUCGUGAUCAUCCAUUCCUACGAGAUAAAAAGUCUUUUGAUGGUAAGGAGGAGCAUAGACCUGCACCUGCUCCAUUGUCGAGUGAAGAAGUGUUUGAAGAGCUGCUUGAAUUCAACAAUAUCUUUGGAAAGAGAGCUAAAAAAAGGCCUCGGAGUGAUAAGGGUCCGUGGAGAAAGAGAUCCAUUUUUUGA